GUCCCGUAAUUAAAUAUACAUUAUACUCCGUGAUUCGUGGUCAGAAGUUAUAUUAUUUUUGUGUUCGGCUUUUAAAAAGUAGUUGUUUUUCGGACAGGACAUUAAGUUAAACAAUUUUUGUGUUUGACGGUAAAAUAGUAUUUUAUAUAACGACAGUUAUUAUUUAAUAUCAUGGUUGACCACAAUGCAUAUUUUAUAAUUUCUAAAAUUAUCCCUGUAUAUUCAUUUUGUCAAAUAAAUGAGGAAUAUAUCAUGUCAAUUGAUUUCGUUUAUCCAGAAUGGUUGUUAAUGGAGUAUUUUCACAGAGAUACGUCUAUUCCUUCAGAUUCUUGUUCUGUUAGACCUGAAAUAGAUGUUUGUGAUAGUUUAUACUCCAUAGAACGUGCUUCAGACGACGCAAGAGCGUUGGGUGUUAAUAUAUGUAGUUGUGUACAGACUGCUAUAUAUGCGAAUUAUUCUCGGAAGGUAAAAAUUAAGAUUGAUGAACUUGCUUUUUCUUUUAUCAUGUUUGAACUACGAAGAUCGAAGACAUUUCGUAUGAGAAUUCUUUCUAAGUUAUUUAUUCAGUUUAGUAUGCGACAAAGAGAAACAAUAUCAAAUCAGAAAUUUAGAUGCCAACUAUGUAAUAAAAUAAUGUGGCUAGUCUGUGUUAUUGUUUUCAUCACAGCAGCGAAGAAAAAUAUACUUGAUUACAAGUGGAACAAAAAGAUUGAAAUAUUAGUAAAUGAAAAAUGUGAGUUAGAAAAUGCAAUGGCAUGGUUAUCAACACUUGGUGGUGCUUUUUCUGCACUUGGUGAUAGCUACUUACAUUGUGCAGAAAAGGCUGGAGCCAUCUCAAUGCAACAGUUGUACAUUGCUCUACGAUUAGGUGAUCCUCUCACAAUUUGUAGGUGUAAAAUUUAUCUUUCCAUGAGUCUUCUUCAAAGAGGCUACUAUAGAAAAACAAAAAAGAUGCUAAGAGAAUUAUAUAAAUUUUCAACUGAAAGAGAAGGUUCCAAAGACUUCAGGCUGAAAAACAUGUGCAUUGCUGUAUGGAACAGGUUAAAAUAUGUUCUUUCACAAAGAGCAAAAACAAAAAAUUCUGAAUGCUUACCAGCACCAAAAUCUUAAUUAUAAAAUAAUUAUACAUUUUUA
This is a messenger RNA of Stegodyphus dumicola, 1134 nucleotides long. RefSeq lists its product as uncharacterized. NCBI's taxonomy places the organism in Eukaryota, Metazoa, Arthropoda, Arachnida, Araneae, Eresidae. The record is from RefSeq and is a predicted model, not a curated record.